Gigantopelta aegis is the source of this 1641-nucleotide messenger RNA. RefSeq names its product 52 kDa repressor of the inhibitor of the protein kinase-like. The transcript has a single exon. Bases 1 to 1641 code for a protein of 546 amino acids. NCBI's taxonomy places the organism in Eukaryota, Metazoa, Mollusca, Gastropoda, Neomphalida, Peltospiridae. Gene Ontology annotation, molecular function: protein dimerization activity. The record is from RefSeq and is a predicted model, not a curated record.
AUGAAAUGUGUCACUUACUUGUCACCACAAACACAAAAUGAGUUACUCGAUGUUAUAGGCAAUCACAUAAUUCUCGGUGACCUUGUCCAAGAGAUAAAGACAGCACAGUUCUAUAGUAUCAUGGCGGAUGAGGUGACAUCUCAUAACACUGAACAGCUGGCUCUGUGCGUCCGCUUCGUGGAUUCAGAUGAAAAUAUUAGGGAGGAGUUCAUACAAUUUUCAAAAGUGAUUCGCACCACGGGUGAAUAUCUGGCCAAUGAGAUCAUUCACAUACUGGAAAACCUUGGUAUACCAUUGAAAGAUAUGCGUGGUCAAGGAUAUGAUGGGGCGAGUAACAUGUCAUCUGGUCGAGUUGGCGUCCAGGCUAAAAUCCGAGAGCAUGCUCCAUUAGCAACAUAUGUGCACUGUAGUGGCCAUUGCUUAAAUCUGGUUAUAAGUCACGCCUGUAACAUACCAGAAGUGCGUAACAUGAUCGACAAACUUAAGAACUGUUGCCUUUUUUUCCGAAAUAGCCCAAAGAGAAAUGAACUUCUUGAGUUGAUUACAGCGAUUAAAGUCGAGAACCAAACAAGGAGAAAAACUUUAAUUGAUCUCUGUCGGACCCGAUGGGCGGAGCGCCAAAAUGCCUACCAACACUUUUACCAGUGCUAUUUCUUUAUUGUUGAUGCCCUACAGGUGAUCGGCUACAAGAUGCAUCUUGAAGAAUACAAUGGUCUACAUGAAGGUUUUGCAGAAUUGUAUUGGGAUUGGAAAACACAGACCCGCAGUGAUGCGCAGAAGUUGCUCACUGGUAUAACAAGUUUUGGCUUUAUUAUAGUUUUCCUCACAGUCUACCAAUAUCUCUCACAUCUUUCUGGACUUACUGUUCAGCUCCAAAGCUCCUCUCUGGAUAUUAUUCAUGCAUAUAAUGCCGUGAACGAUAUUAAAGAUAUCUACAAGAAAGAGCGCCAUGACGUUGACAGUAAUUUCGAAUCUGUAAUUUUCAAACAGGCAGAGAGAAUGGCAGCAAAAGUGGGUGUUGAGCCCAAUAAGCCAAGGGUCAGUGGGAGACAGAUAUACCGUGCCAAUAAUGCUGCAAGUAGUACUGUACUGGAACACUACAAACUGAACUUGGCAAUUCCUUUCUUGGAUCAUGUGUGUGAAAAUUUAAACUCUAAGUUUUCUGGACUGGCUAAAACUGCAAUUUCACUGCUAGGACUAGUACCAUCUAUACUUUGUGAAAACAACAUGUCGAUUGACGAAAUCCUACGUAUGUACAACGAGGAUCUCCCAUCACCCGAGGUGACCGACCUAGAAUUGAAACGUUGGAAAAUGCGAUAUGAAAAUGUGUCACCUGAGAGGAGACCUUCUACUCCAGCUGCUGCGUUGAAGGAUUGUGAUGGAACCCAUUUUCCUAACAUAAAAACUCUUCUCAGGAUCGCAUGUACUAUUCCAGCAACCUCCUGUGAGUGCGAACGAAGUGCAAGUUCAUUAAGGCGUUUACAUUCAUAUGCGAGGGCAACGAUGGGGCAAGAACGCCUGUCUGCAUUGGCACUCUUGCACAUUCAUUACGAUAAGGAGAUUGAUCUUGACCGUGUCGUGAACGUGUUUGUACAAUGUCAUCCAAGGCGUCUUGAACUCUCAUCGAUAAUUAAACCAUAA